Messenger RNA from Coprinopsis cinerea okayama7#130, 1886 nucleotides. Its product is annotated as phosphoenolpyruvate carboxykinase. The record is from RefSeq and is a predicted model, not a curated record. The coding region runs from base 1 to 1656 and encodes 551 amino acids. Gene Ontology annotation, biological process: gluconeogenesis. The transcript is spliced from 8 exons. Gene Ontology annotation, molecular function: ATP binding; phosphoenolpyruvate carboxykinase (ATP) activity. Lineage: Eukaryota; Fungi; Basidiomycota; Agaricomycetes; Agaricales; Psathyrellaceae. Gene Ontology annotation, cellular component: cytosol.
AUGUCCUCCGUAAAGAUGCUCCCUCACCACACUCCCUACGUGACUCCCCACAUCCUCCACAAGAACUAUGCUCAGGCUUUUGACUAUGAGCAACACUCAAACCUCAUCGGCAAGGACCUCGAGUACUUCUCGCAGGCUGGCUUCGACAUGGAGCGCAUCCAGAUAAAGCGCAACGCUCCUCCAGCUGUCCUCUACGAGGAGGCUAUCCGCAACGAGGGCGCCAUCAUCUCCUCCUCCGGUGCACUCAUCAACUUCUCUGGCAAGAAGACCGGUCGUUCUCCCAAGGACAAGCGCAUCGUCUACGAGGAGACCUCAAAGGACGACAUCUGGUGGGGCUCAGUCAACAUCAAGCUCGAUGAACACACCUUCGAGAUCAAUCGUGAACGUGCCAUCGAUUAUCUCAAUACCAGAGAAAACGUUUACGUCUUCGACGGCUAUGCUGGCUGGGAUCCCAAGUACAGGAUCAAGGUUCGAGUAAUCUGUGCCCGUGCUUACCAUGCCCUCUUCAUGCACAACAUGCUUAUUCGCCCAACUGAAGAGCAACUCGCCAACUUUGGUGACCCCGACUUCAUCAUCUACAACGCCGGCCAGUUCCCCGCCAACAGAUUCACAAAGGGCAUGAGCUCCGCCACUUCAGUCGAGAUCAACUUCAAACGUAUGGAGAUGGUCAUCCUUGGUACCGAGUACGCCGGAGAAAUGAAGAAGGGUGUCUUCUCCGUCAUGCACUACCUGCAACCCGUCAAGUUUGGCCAGCUUUCUUUGCACUCUUCGGCCAACGUCGGAAAGGAGAAGGGCGAUGUCACUCUCUUCUUCGGUCUCUCUGGUACUGGCAAGACUACCCUCUCCGCUGACCCCUCCCGUCUCCUCAUCGGUGACGACGAGCACUGCAUCAACCUCUCUGCUGAGAAGGAGCCCGACAUUUACAACGCCAUCCGCUUCGGUUCCAUCCUCGAGAACGUCGUCUACAACCCCGCCACUCGCGAACCCGACUACUAUGACGUCAGCAUCACCGAGAACACUCGAUGCGCCUACCCCAUCGAGUACAUCCCCAACGCUCAAAUCCCUUGCAUCGUCGACCGUCCACCCAGCAACGUCAUCAUGUUGACCUGCGACGCCCUCGGAGGCCUUCCUCCCAUCAUCAAGCUCACCCCUGAGCAAGCCUCCUACCACUUCUUGGCAGGUUACACCUCGAAAACCCCCGGAACUGAGGAUGGUGUCCUUGAGCCAAUCCCCACCUUCUCCACCUGCUACUCAGCACCCUUCAUCGUCCUUCACCCCGGUCGCUACGCCGAGAUGCUUGCCGAGCGCAUGGCCAAGCACAACGUCUCCUGCUGGCUCAUCAACACUGGCUGGACCGGCGGCAAGUUCGGUGUUGGCAAGCGAUGCCCUCUCAAGUACACUCGCCGCAUCGUCGACGCUGUGCACUCUGGAGAGCUCCUCAACGCCGAGUACGAGACCUUCCCUGUCUUUGGCCUCUCCAUCCCCACCCACAUCGAGGGUAUUCCCCGCGAGCUCCUCAACCCCGCCCUUGCCUGGACCAACAAGGAGGCCUUCAACAAGGAGGUCAGGAAGCUCGGUACCAUGUUCAGCAAAGCCCUUGCUCUCUACGAGAAGGACGUUGAUGAGAAGGUUCGCGCUGCCGGUCCUCAGCUGUAAGCAGCCAUCUCGAAGUCGUCUUGUUGGCUAGUAGUCCCACAUCGUUGGCUUGAACUCAUGGUAGACAUAUAAUCACUCUCAUCUUUAGCAUAGACCUCUUGUUUGUACCUUUACCCUCGCUCGCUGCUUCAUCUUUACUCUCGUGUCUCGGCCAUUCCUCUCUGUUGCUCUCCUAGCUUUUCCACUCCCUCGCCUGGUUUAUAAUUCCGGUCUCGGCACUCUCAUACGUA